This is a messenger RNA of Paramisgurnus dabryanus, 1054 nucleotides long. Its product is annotated as odorant receptor 131-2-like. Gene Ontology annotation, cellular component: membrane. The record is from RefSeq and is a predicted model, not a curated record. Lineage: Eukaryota; Metazoa; Chordata; Actinopteri; Cypriniformes; Cobitidae. Gene Ontology annotation, molecular function: G protein-coupled receptor activity; olfactory receptor activity; odorant binding. Gene Ontology annotation, biological process: detection of chemical stimulus involved in sensory perception of smell; G protein-coupled receptor signaling pathway.
AUGAACUCUACAAUGCUUAUAGCAGACACAUAUGUGGAAGUCUUUGCAAGAAAUUUCACUAUUGUUUUUCUUGGAAUCAUUAUUAACUCUAUAAACGGAGUAUUUGUGUUAACCUUCUUCAAAAGUUCAAUUUUCUACAAUGACCCGAGAUACAUAUUAUAUAUUCAUCUGGUUAUUAAUGAUAUGCUCAUGGUUUUUAUAACAAUAGUUCUUUCUGUGAUGGCAUAUGCAUGGCCCAGUGUCCCUCUGCCAUUCUGUAUUAUACUGUUAAUGAUUGCCUCCACAACUCAUAAGAAUACUCCAUUGACUUUGGCUGGUAUGGCUAUUGAGCGUUACAUUGCCAUAUGUAAACCACUGCAUCAUUCUCAGAUCUGCACCGUACGCCGGACCUACAUCCUCAUCUCUCUCAUAUGGGGCGUUGGAGUUUUACCCAACUUGGCUGACUUGAUUGUCUUUUCAAUCCUUCGUCCUUUACCCAUCUUUACAAGGGUGCUCUGUAGUUCACCAAAUCUUUAUAACACACCAUACCAUGAACAACAGAGCAAACUUACUCAUGGGAUUUAUACAUCUGCUGUGUGGCUGAUUCUUUUAUUCACAUACUGUAGAGUUAUGGUUACGGCCAGAAGAGCCAAUACUGAUAAAUCCUCAGCUAAAAAGGCCCAGAGCACCAUCCUGUUACAUGGAGCACAGCUGUUGCUCUGUAUGUUAUCUUACAUCACUCCUAUUAUAGACAGGAUUUAUGCCCCACUUACACCUGCACUGCGGACAAAAAUCACUUUUCUUAAUUAUCUUCUAACAAACUUAUUUCCACGGCUGCUCAGUCCUUUGAUAUAUGGUGUUCGAGAUAAACAUUUUUUAAAAUCUAUUAAAGGAAUUAUUUCAUGCAGGUUUGUAAUUGUGAAAGUUAAACCAACCUGCAAGAAGAUUUUAAAGUAGCAUUGGAAAAAUAUUUUUCUGUGCUUUUAUUUCUCUAAAGAUUAAGUCAUAUAUUUUUAAAGCUGUGAGGUCAUAUGUGCUUGUUUUCAUUUGCAAUAGUUCUGAAUGGUGGAUACAG